GCAGACAGAGAGGAGUGGGAGCAGGAGGCACAGAUGAUGCUAGCCAUGCAGAAUGUCCUGGAGAGUCUAGGACAGACAGUGGAAAAACUCAGGCAAGCAGUGGGCUGGCUGCGGGGCCAGGAGGAGGAGAUGUGGCUACAGAAGAGCAGGAGUCAGAGCCCCCGGAUCUGGAACCGUUCUAGCAAGGACCACCUAGAGCAUCUCACUGAUGAGUUUCAGGAGGUGGUAAGGAAGAGACAGAGCUUUCUGGAUCAGGCCCUUGGUCACUUGCAGUACCAACGGGAGCUGAGCCGCCUCCACCUCUUGCACACCCAGAUUGUUGCCUCAGGCUCCCCUGAAUGUUUGGAAAAUUACCCUGGAGACAGAUUCUAUGGAAUGAUCACUACUUCUCUCUGGGACCCAGCUGCUGCCUGCCCGCUGUUGAUCCCCUUCCUGAAGAGCCUCACUACAGUGCUGAUGGGAGCUCAGGGCCAUGCCCCAGGCCUGGAGGCCCAGGGGCCGGGAACAGAUGCAGAUAAAGUUGACACCAUGUGGACCUCACUACUCUUUGCUACCCUGAGGAAAGUAGACAUCUGGUCCCAAGCCCACAAGAAGGAAGCUGAAUUGCAAGGACAGGUGCAUCACCAGCUAGCCCCAAAAAGCUCUUUGCAGGAAGACCCAAAACCUCAGAUAAUACAGAAGGAAGAGCUUAUCACUGUACAACCCACAGACCUUUCUGCCAGGGAGUUUGUGGUUUACCAGUACGGCCUCUCCAUCCUGCACCUCCUCACCCCCGAGCUUCAUGCUCCUGAAAUCACCCUGCAGAUUGCUUCUUGUCUUCCUGCCAUGGAAGCCUCAGACAAUGCCUUCCAAGGCUCCUUCUUCUAUCAGAGAGCUGAAAACACACUGUUUGUUGGGAGAGAGUCUUUGGCAUCUGUGGGAAGUUUCAUUCUGCUGCUGAUCCACUGCCUGGCCCACGUGGCCACCAAGGACUUCCACCAGGACUCAAACCCUGCCUUUCUGAGGUCAUUUUACAAGGCCUUGCAGGCUUAUAUCAGGGAAGCAUUUGCUACCACACUGCGAAUGUCAGCAAUUUCCUGGGAUGGUAAGCUUGACCAAAGCAUAAGCGCUGCUUUGCUGGGAGAGCAGCCCAUCUCUGAAGGAGGAAGGGAUCUUCUCUCUAAACUCCUUGAGAGGAAGUGUGAGUCUCACUUGGAACCAGAGUCAUCAGAAGAGUAUAUUAAGAGAAACAUGGAUCUUCUCCUCUUCACCAAUAUGGAACAUUUUCUAAAAACCCUCCUCACUGCAGAACAACAGAUCCCAAGAAAACCAAGAGAUAAGCAUGAGGACCAAGAGAAGAGUGGUGACCUUACAUGUCAAGAUCAAGAUCAAAAACUAGCAACCUGGAGAAAUAACAACAUUGACUUCAGCCCUGGACCCCAGUCCACUUUAUGAAAAGUUAUCAUCCAUGUGAAAAUCACCUUUAAAACUUCAUUAAAAUAUAACACAUCUUUUAAAAGUGCACAUAUCAUAAAAUGCACUCCUCAUGAGUUGUCCAAAGUGAACAUUUCCAUGUAACCAACAUCAAGAAAGACAACCUCACCAGCUUCCCAGAAGCCCCUUAUGUCCCCUCCAUCCAGGCAUCUAUCCCCCAAGAAUAACUACUAUCUUGACUUCAGACAUCAUAAACUGUUUUUGUUCGUGAAUUUCACAUACAUAGAAAUCAUAAAUUAUGUAUUACUUGUUUAUUUAUUUUGCUCAGAAUCAUGUUUGUGAGGUGCAUCCAUAUUGUUGCAUGUGGUUAUAGUUUGUGGAUUCCCUUUGCUAUAAAACAUUCCGUUGUAUGGAUAUAUCAACAUUUAUUCUUUCCACCACUAAUGUGCCUGUGGGUAUUUUCCAGUUUGGGGUUACUACAAAUAGCCUUAUGCACCUUUCUGUGGCUGUACCAAAUCAGGUAUUUCUUAGAACUGGAAAUCUUGGGUCCUAAGAGGUAAAUAUUUCCCACUUUAACAGAUACUACCAACCAGAAUUCCCAAGUGAUUGUCUGAGUAUAUACAAGUGGGUAAGUGUUCUGGUGGCUCUCCAUUUUUAUCAUAACUUAGUAUGUUCCAUCUUUUUUAUUUUAUGCACUCUUCUGGGUACAUGGUUUUAACUUGCACUCUCCUAAUGGCCCUUGAAGGUACCCAGCCUUCCUAUGUGUAUACACCAUAUGAAUGCCUUCUCUUGAGAAGUGCCAGUCAAGUAUUUUGCUCAUUUUUCAUUGGCUUCUCUAUAUAAUUGAUUUGUAGGAAUUCUUUUUUCUGCAACUAUUUUUCCUCAUUCUGUGGAUUGUCUUUUUAUGAAAAGAACAA
Canis lupus familiaris (dog) is the source of this 2330-nucleotide messenger RNA. RefSeq lists its product as uncharacterized. The record is from RefSeq and is a predicted model, not a curated record. Lineage: Eukaryota; Metazoa; Chordata; Mammalia; Carnivora; Canidae. The transcript is spliced from 10 exons. The coding region runs from base 34 to 1434 and encodes 466 amino acids.